This is a messenger RNA of Drosophila hydei, 6402 nucleotides long. RefSeq names its product restin homolog (gene CLIP-190). Bases 605 to 6262 code for a protein of 1885 amino acids. The record is from RefSeq and is a predicted model, not a curated record. Lineage: Eukaryota; Metazoa; Arthropoda; Insecta; Diptera; Drosophilidae. The transcript has 17 exons.
ACAAAAAUUCCAACGCAGCCAAAAAAAUUACAAGCCAACACCAAAAAUUGUGCAAAAUAUUUACACGUAAAUUAAUUUAAAAAAUUGUGUUAGUAUAAACGCGUUACACAUUAAAUCGUUCUCGUCAACAUCGGUGCAUUGUGCAACGGUAUCUUAUCAACGGCCGUCGCUGACACCGUUCGUGGUUUUUUAUAUCUGUGUCAAUCGGAAAAGGGGCAACAACAACAAAUAGUUUUAUGCUCUUAAUGCCCCGCGAACGUCCGUGUGUGAUCAUUCAAUAAAUAAUAUAAGUGGUCAGUGUGUCUGUGAAUAUACGUGUUUAUGGCAGUUCCUCUGUGUGCGUGAUGUGCGUCUCUGUGAGAAUUAUGCAUAACUAAUUCAAGGUGUCAAAGCUCGCAGCACAAUUUCCGCAUCUUUUUUCAAAAAAAAAAAAAUUAAACGAGAAAGGGUGGUCACACUAAAAUCAACUAGAACAACAAAACCGAAAAGUCACGAUUAUUUUUGUUUGUUUUCCAAGUUGAAAAUAAACCGAAAUAAAAUCAGCCUCAAUCAGCUGUUGGCUGUGCGAGCGCGAACCGUCGAAAGUGCAAGCGAGAUAGCUUGCAUGCGCGCCAAAACGUCAGUUGAGCGCAUAGUGGUUGAAAUAACGCAAAACGAUUAUGAAAAAUUAAUAUAUCAUUUAUUUAAAGCAAAUGAAACAAAUGUGGAUAUAGCUGCAACGGCAGUAGCUACUGCUGCUGUAUCAAUGGAAACAGAGACGAGUAAAGGAGUGGAAACGGAAAUGGGUUCGCAUACGGGAACGGGUACGGGAACGGGAACGGGAACGGGUACGGGAACGGGAACGGGAAUGGGAACGGGUAUAGGAACGGGUACUGGUAUGGAAAUGCCGGUCACAGUUCCUAAAAUAAAACCACCCAGUCGAUCUAAUAUACCCACGCCCGCAUCCUCCGUGACCGGAAUACCCACAAAAAUCAAGCCGCCCUCCCAUUACGGCUCAACUAGCUCCGUAUCGAAAAUUGGCAGGCUCUGUUGCACACAUACCACUCCAAAAACCGGACCUCCUCCUAGAGACACGAACAGCAUGAGUCGUGAAAGCGAUGACAAUUUGAGUUCGAUCAAUUCGGCGUAUACAGAUCUCUAUCAAGAGACUGUUAAGCGCUUUACGCGCUCCUCUCUCUCACCCACAUCCGAUUGGGAACGCAGCUCGUUCAAGUCUCGAACUCCAACGCUCUCCGACAAUGGACGUCGCACAUCUUACGAUUAUUAUCUAGAGGCCACAGGUCGACGACGUAGCUCAGAUCACAACAGCACCGUGCUGACAGCCAACACAGAGCAGUUUAUAAUUGGUCAGCGUGUGUGGGUGGGCGGUUUGCGUUCUGGCCAGAUAGCCUACAUAGGCGAGACACACUUUGCGCCCGGCGACUGGGCAGGCAUCGUGCUCGAUGAACCAAAUGGCAAGAAUGAUGGCUGUGUCUCGGGCAAACGUUACUUCCAGUGUGAGCCAAAGCGCGGCAUUUUCUCGCGUCUCACACGUCUCACCACAUAUCCGCUGUCGGGCGCCAUGACGCCCACUUCACCUCUAUCGAAGCAAUCGCCGGAUCGUUCGCUUACAGUUUCACCAACCGCCAGUAUGCGCAGUUCCAUGCUGCGCAGUCCCGGAACGGGCAAGAAUGGACUGACAGUGGGCGAUCGUGUGAUUGUCUCGUCGGGCUUUGGUAGUCGACCGGGCAUCUUGCGCUAUCUGGGGGAGACACAGUUUGCGCCUGGCAACUGGUGUGGCGUCGAGCUGGACGAAGGCAGCGGCAAAAACGAUGGUGCUGUCGAUGGCAUAAGAUAUUUUGAAUGCAAACCGAAGUUUGGUGUCUUUGUGCCGAUUGCCAAGGUUUCGCUAUCGCCAUCGUCAAAGAAGACGCGUCUAUCGCGCACCGGUUCGCGCGAAUCUCUCACCUCGAUUGGCACCAUGAACAGCAUAGCCACGACAAACACGUCGCGUAUACGCAUGAAUGCACAGCGCAAGUCGAGCACGCCCAUUCGGUCAAUUGUAACGACGCCGAAAAAUCAAUUUUCCAUGCAGGAUCUGCUACGCGAGAAGCAACAGCAUGUGGAACAGCUGAUGGUGGAACGUGAUCUGGACCGGGAGGAUGCGCAAAAUCAGGCGCUGCAUCUGCAAAAGAACAUCAAUGAGCUUAAGUUACGGAUUUUGCAAUUGGAGUCGCAGUUGGGCGAUGAACGUAAGAAAUCGGAGGAAUUGCAAUUCUCUAUAGAUGAAGCACAGUUCUGUGGCGAUGAAAUGAAUGCCCAAUCUCAGGUGUAUAAAGAAAAGAUAUUUGAUCUGGAAAAGAAAAUUACAAAGCUCGUCUCAGCCACGCCCAGCUUACAGAGCAUACCGCCUAUGGAGGAGAGCGUCGCCUUGGCCAAUGCCAAGGCGCAAAUCGCUGAGCUGCAGGAGAAGUUAAGCAAUCAGGAGAAGCUGAGCGAGGCACGUCACACCGAGUCGCUGGAUGAGCAGGAACGUUUGCUCGAGAAUAUCAACUAUCUGCAGAAGCAGAAUGAGACACUGCAAUUGGAGCUGAUGGCCAAGGAUGAGAGCCUGGAGAAGUUUUCGCUAUCCGAGUGCGGCAUCGAGAAUCUGCGACGCGAAUUGGCGCUGCUCAAGGAAGAAAACGAAAAGCAGGCGCAGCAGGCCAAGGAGGCAUUCGAUCAGCAGCUGGCAGAGAAGGUGGAGCAAGUGAGGCAGCUAAGCAAAGAGCUGCACGAAAUCAAGAGCUCAUCCUAUACGCUGGAGAGCCAACGGGCGCAUGUCACCGAUGCCUGUGAGAUUCUUCAAACAGAGAUUCGGAUGAGAGACGAACAGAUCAAAGAACUAAACCAGCAGCUGGACGAAGUCCAUACCCAGUGGAAUGUGCAAAAGGCGGACAGCAGUGCGCUCGAUGAGCUGCUCACGGUGCUGCAGACGCAAAAUGCGGAUAGCAAAAAGUUGGUGGAAGAGCUGCAAGCAGCGAAUACCGCAAUGGCCCACGAGAAGCAGCAAUUGCAGCAGCAGUUGAGCGGCUUGCAGGAGCAGCUGCGAGCGAGCGGCGAUAGCAACGCGUUGCUACAGCAACAGCAGCUCGAGAAUGCGCAGCUGAAGGAAGCAAAGCAAGCGCUGGAGCAGCAGCUGCAGCAGGAAUCGAAGCUAGUGCAGACUCACAAAGCAGAGACGGAGGAGAAGGACUUAAAACUGCAGCAACUGCAGCAUCAGCUGGACGAGCAAACCAUGCUGCGUGCCCAGCUAGUCGAGAGCCAACAGCAGCUCAAGCUGGAAAGAGCUGCAGAGCAGAGUCAAGCGAGUGAGAGAACAUUAGACUUAGAAGCCACACUGAAAGCCAAGCAAAGUCAGUUGGAGCAGCUGCAGCAGCAGCUGCUGGAGCAAACUCAAAUCCAUGCACAGCAAGUCGAAAAUCAAGAGCAACUGCGCCAAAGCCACGCUGCAGAGUUGAGCCAAACUAGCGCCAGAGCAGCUGAUUUGGAAGCCACAUUAAAAGCCACGCAAACCCAGCUGGAGCAACUGCAGCUGGAGGCCACGCGGAGCGGAGAACACAGUGCUCAACAGCUGAUGAAGCUGCAAGCAGAGUUCGCUCAACUGCAGUCCAAGGAGAGCGAAACUCAAGCAGCUUUAAGUGAACGUCUAGUGGAGCUGGAGACGGCGAAGCAACAGCAGCAGACGCUGCAAGCAGCAUUAGAAAAGAAGAAGGACGAACUUGCAACAGCUCAGAUGCAGUGCAUCCAAACGGAGACGCAGCUGAAAGCCAGCGCUGAAGUGGAAAUAAGCGACGUCAAGCGACAAAAUGCUGCUUUGCUAGCUAAGUGUGAGAGCCAGCAGCAGCAGCAGGAGAAGGUGCAAUCGGAGUUGAUUGAGGCACGUUCAAGCACCACGCAGCUGCAGGAGACGCUCAAGCAGCUCAACGUGGAGCUGCAAGGCAAGCAGCAAAGCCUUGCAGCACUAGAGAGCGUAAGCAGCACUCAACGCUUGGAGCUGGCGAGCGACAAUGAGCUGCUGCAGCAGACGAAUGCGAGGUUGGAGCGGGAGCUCAAAGAGGUGCAGCAGAACCUGGAGAAGAUGAAGUUGGAGUCGGAGCAGAGACAAACGCAGCUUGUGGACCAGGAACAGCUGGUCAUACAGAAGGAUCUAGCUCUGGGCGAUGCAGGCCGGCAGCGCGAGCAGCUGGAGGCUCGUUGCCAGUCGCUGCUGCAGCAGCAAGAAACAUUACAGCAGCAGCUGAACAAUUUGCACAGCAGCUCAACUGACUCCAAUGCAGAGCUAUUGAAGCUCUCGCAGCAGCUGCUGGAGCAGCAGCAAACCAACGAACAGCUGAGCACAAAGAGCAACGAGGAGCGAGGUGGACUCGAGCGCCAAUUGCAGGCAAGUCAGCAGCGUCUCGAUGCGCUAUGUGGACAGGUGGAGCUGCUCACCAAGGAGCUCGCCAGCAGCACAGAGCAGUCCGCUGAGCUGCAGGGCAAGCUCAAGGCCGAGCAGGAGCUGGCGGCCAAACAAACGCUGGAGCUAAGCGAUGCCCAGCGCAAGCUAGAGGCGACCACAGUCAAGUGCGAGCAGCUGGAGCAGCAGCAGGCGAAGCUGCAGCAAGAACUGAACAGCGAAAGGACAGAGGGUAGCGAGCUGAACUCCAAGCUGACGCAGCUAACGGAGCAGCUGAGCAAUGCAGAGAAGCAGCUCAGCUUGGAGAAGGAUGCGAGCAGUGAGAAACGCCUACAGCUGGAACGUGAGCUCCAGGUGAGUCGCGCAAGCAUAAACGAAUCACAGACCAACGAAGCAGCAGCCAGAGAGCAACUCAAAACUGAGCUGGAGAAGCGAGAUCAGGAGUUAAAGCAGCUGCAGGUCCAGCUGAGCGAAACACAGGCAGCCAACGAAGUGGCUAUCAAGGAGCUGCAAGAGAGAUUGGAUAUAACCAACACAGAGCUUAAGCACAAAGAGCAGCUAGCUAUCGAGGAUGCGCAGAAGAUAGCGGACCUCAAGACUUUGGUAGAAGCCAUUCAAGUGGCAAAUGCAAAUAUAUCGACGACCAAUGCAGAGCUCUCCACGGUGCUGGAAGUGCUUCAGGCGGAGAAGAGCGAGACGGCGCACAUCUUUGAGCUGUUCGAGAUGGAGACGGAUAUGAAUGCAGAGCGGCUGCUCGAGAAGUUGCAGGGCAUGAAGCAGGAGCUGCAGGACACGCACAGCCAGCUGGAAACCCAGCUGUGCAACAGUAAGGAAUUGGAAGCCAAGCUGCAAGAGCUGCAGAAGCAUGAAGAGAACUUACAAGGCACAGCCAUAGAAGCCGCGGAAGAACUUCGUCAAAGGCAGCAGGCCAAUGGGGAGCUCCAGGAUGCACUGCAGCAGAGUCAAUCCAAGCUAGCCGAGACGCAGCAACAGCUGGAAGAAAGUCAAAUCCAAUUUAAGCAACUCCAAGAGCAACUGCAGCAGGUCCAGCAAAGCGAAACGCAACUGCAAGCGGAAGUUGCUAAAUCCAACGAGCAACUGCAUCAACUGCAAGCGAUCAGCACAGAGCAGCAGCAAGUGCUGCUGCAGAAGCAGCAGCUGCUGGACAAAGGCAACGAGCUGGAUGACCAACUAUCGGAAUAUCAAAAGGUAAUCGAUGAAAUGGAUGAGGCUUCCAGAGAAAAGUCUUCAAAGAUGCAGCAGCUGGAGAUUCGCAUCAAGGAGCUUGAGCUGGCACUGCAUCAAGCUAAGGAAUCACAGCAGCUGACGCAUCUGGAGUGCCAGCAGCUGACGCGGAAACUGCACUCACUAGAGCUCGAGGAGGCACGCGAAAUUAUGGCAAUGCGUGCCCAAGCCAAUGGGUCCAGCAAUCCAGCUACAGAAGGCGACGAUGCUGAAGUCGACACUGAAACCAAUCUGGCUAAGAUUAACUUCCUCAACUCAAUCAUAGCGGAUAUGCAACAGAAGAACGAUGCAUUAAAAGCCAAGGUGCAGACGCUGGAAACGCUGCCCAUAGACUUUACCAAACCCUACGCCUUUGAAAUGUUGAACAAACGAAAGCCAGCUCCACGUUUGUUCUGUGAUAUCUGUGAUGAGUUUGAUAAGCAUGAAACGGAGGAUUGUCCGCUCCAAGCAGGCGAUGAGCGCGACUACUCGCCGCCGCCACCUGCCGACUCCAACAGCAAUGAGAAGGAGCGAAAGCUGCCGGCUCCACGCAAAUACUGUGAGUCCUGUGAAGUUUUCGGACAUGAUACGAGCGAGUGCGCCGACGAUGAGACCUAUUAGAAAACUAAGCUAAUCUAAGUUAAUUUUGUUCGUUGUUACACUCGCGAACAUAUUUUUAUAAUCUUAUAAUCAACCUUAAAGCUAACUAAUCUAUUUACAACAUUUUAUACCUCUUCGGAAGCUGUUUUAAUGUUUUGCAC